CAAGUCCGAGAAUAAGGAUCCGAACUUCGCUCUUCCCCCAUACUAAGGACUUCAUAGAAGAUAACCACCCACCCAUGGCUGUGUUUGUUGGCGAAAGAACGAGCCGGAAUACCGAAGCGGAGACUGGGCCGAUCGGGGGAUGAAGCUCGGGGCGUAUUGCGAGCACGUAGCGGAGUUGGGAGUCGGACAGUCGUAUCGGAGAUUCGAGUUGUGCAUACACGCGCGUCGUUCGGGAGGAGUAGUGGCAGUUUUCUUUUGGUUUAAGGAGGGUGAUUGAAAUACAGCGGCCAGCUUAACCCCAGAACUUCCAGAUCAGAGAGGGCUGACUAAAUCCAGACGGCUGAUCACAACUGGUCCGAGCUUCAAGGGUUCAGUACGAUGAUUUUGGCUGUGCCUUGAUUUUAGAGCAAAAGGUGAGUUAAUCAGUGAAAUUUAAACCUUCUCACAGGCUCUUUUAUCAAGAUUAGUCAGGAUUCAAGCUUGUGAAAAGCUCAAAUGUGCUGUAUAGCGUAUACUAUCAUCUGGACGCGCUAGACCGCUUAGAGUAAUUUCGCCUUUAGCUGCCAAGUGCCGGAGAGUAUGGAGCGACGCCGGAGUUUGUCUUCUGUCUGCAAGCACGUUCUUUCUCAAUUCGCGCCGCUUCAAGCUGAAAAGCUUUUUUCCGUCCGCCAUCACGAGUUUUCCUCUCCCUCGCUUCCUUCGUCAAUGCGCACCUAAGACUCUAACCCCGCGAUCGAACGAAGACCAAACCUCCUGUUGUAACGUGAACCGCUCGCAAUGGUGGGCAAGAAGUCGGGCAAGGCUCUCCUUCGGGAUGAGGGUCUUGAAAGGACCGAUAACAAUAUGGAUCUAUCGAGCUGGCCUCAGAUUCCUGCAAUCAACCAAAAAAACUACUACACUGACUACCUUAAACGCGACGACCAGUAUCUGGCAUUCAGGCUCCAGAAUGAGGAGGCUCGAAAUCGAAUGACGAAGAACGCGAAAGACCGCGAUCGCGCUCUUGCGAUGGCAAAGGCCAAUGACCUAGGAAUACCCGAAGCGGAUACGGAAAUGGACGGGGAUGCGACUAUGGAGGAUGCUGAAGAGGAAGAGGCAAUAGGCUCAAAGGUCGUUGUCAUCCAUGUCGGCAGUCAGAACCUGCGUAUUGGUCUGUCUAGCGAUGCCCUACCGAAAACCAUCCCAAUGGUGAUCGCGCGCAAGUCAGCUACCAGCGAAGCUGAAGAUCACGAAGAACCCUCCCCGAAGCGGCUGAAGCUGGAUGAUGGCACGGAAAUGGAGCCAGAGAAGAAGUUUGGUCCCGAGUUCUCAUCGCGAUAUACUACAAUGAUGGCCGAGCUCAAAACACAUAUGCGCCAGAACAAGCGCCGGACACUACCCAACUCAAAGGAAAUGGUUAUCAACUAUAAUCGACGAACUGUGCCGGAGACCAUUCCCGAACAUAACGAUCCGAUGCGAGUUGAGUGGACGGAGAUACCAGAGCCUGCGCCUGAGUAUAUUGUUGGACAGCCAGCGCUGAGGAUACCCGACGACUCAAACCCUCGUUAUAAACUAUACUGGCCGAUGAAGUAUGGAUGGUGCAACGAGCAGGACUACGACAAUAAGAGGCUCCUGUUCCUGGACAUCUCUAUCAUCCUCGAAGACGCGAUCAAAACCCAACUUGGGCUUACCAGCAAAAAGGAAUGGACCCAAUAUUCCUGCGUAUUUGUGAUCCCUGACCUCUUUGAUAAGUCGUACGUCACGCAAAUCCUGGAAAUGCUCAUGCGAGAAUUCUCGUUUGCCCGGGUUUGCUUUAUCCAAGAGAGUCUCGCUGCUACAUUUGGCGCCGGAUUUACUUCGGCUUGCGUCGUGGACAUUGGCGCGCAAAAGACUUCGAUCUGCUGUGUGGAGGAAGGUAUGUGCAUUGAAAACUCCCGGGUGAACUUGAAAUACGGCGGCUCGGAUGUGACCGAGCUGUUCAUCAAAAUGAUGCUGUACGAUCACUUCCCCUAUGAGGAGAUCAACCUGUGGCGCCGGUAUGACUUCCUCUUGGCCGAAGAGUUGAAGAAGAAUAUUUGUACCAUGAACGAAGCCAGUGUCUCAGUACAGGUCUUUGACUUUCACCUUCGGGUUUCUGGUCAAGACACUCGCAAAUACACCUUCAAAGCAUACGAUGAGGUUCAUCUCGCACCGAUGGGUGUUUUCCAGCCUGCGCUGUUUGAUAACCAAAAGAAGCUCGAUCGACGAAGAAAGUUGAUUGCGCGCUCAGUGGAUAUAUAUGAUAACCAGCCAAAUGACCCGACCUCUGCUGCCCAGUCGGAGAUUCUAACCUCCCUUGCUCCGCCAACUUCUAAUGGUCAAGCCAACGGCGACUCUCAGACACAUUCCCUGGAUGUUCAAGCCACCCCUAGUCGCUCACAGCAAUUGAAUGCCUUGAGCCGCGUGCAAGAACUUGAUGCCACCCCACGAUCGUCUGUUGCUGGCUCACCUGGGCCAGAAGGAACUCCGCAGGCAGGAGGGGCAACCCCCGCGCCUGGCCAAACUGUAUCCAAUCCGCGUGCACCUACGAUUGAGGAGCGUGAUGAUAUCCUGCCGGCCGUCCCGCUCGACAGCGCCAUCCUUACCUCUAUCAGGCAUGCUGCUCGGUCGGACGAACGCAAAAUGCGUGAUUUCCUCGGCGGAAUCAUGGUGGUCGGCGGAGGUAGCUUGGUGAGCGGGUUCCAUCUCUUCCUAGAGGAGCGACUUCAACUUCUGCAACCGGGCUUUGCCAAGGAGAUCAUGAUCGGGACACCACCACGAGACCUCGACCCCCAGGUCGUUGUGUGGAAGGGCGCCAGCGUCUUCGGAAAGCUCAGUGGAACGAACGAUAGCUGGAUUAGUCAGCUAGAGUAUGACCGCCUGGGCCAUCGGUUGUUGGCGUACAAGUGCAUGUGGGCCUAUUGAUCAAAAUCGGCCUUGUUCUCGCUAUUCAAGGUUGUUUGACACGGUCGGACCUGGUGCCAGAGAGUGCCGUUUCAUGAAGUUAUAUAGGUUAAUCAUGUCUUGGAUAUUUAAAAACUACCCUUAGAAUCCAGCAGCAACGUCCUCAUUCUCUUAUGAUAAUAUGGUCAUGUUAUUUAAUGCAAAUUAUCAAUUUACUUGCUGCUUUGCACUCAUACUUCUGCUG
This is a messenger RNA of Aspergillus calidoustus, 3142 nucleotides long. The record is from the annotation of a GenBank genome assembly. Lineage: Eukaryota; Fungi; Ascomycota; Eurotiomycetes; Eurotiales; Aspergillaceae.